This is a messenger RNA of Candidula unifasciata, 2002 nucleotides long. Lineage: Eukaryota; Metazoa; Mollusca; Gastropoda; Stylommatophora; Geomitridae. The record is from the annotation of a GenBank genome assembly.
AUGGCCGAACAGUCAAGGAAUUCUUGGAUUAGCAAAGAUGACCCAAAGUUGAUAUCACAACGGCAGAAGGACAUGUACGAGGACAUUUUGGAAGAACGCAGGUCGGUCAGUGAUCUGCGGUAUGUUUUAAAAACACGGGAUGUGCCAGUAUUUAAGUUCAACAAGUCACGGACUCCAGCUCAAAUCAAAGAGCAUGUGAUUAACAGUGACCGGGUGCGGUUUGCCAUUGAUCAGGUGUGCGCUGAGACAAAGCUUCCAAGGGAGGAGGUUAUGGCAGAAGCCACAUCAAUAUUGAAUGAGAUGGCUCACACUCAACAUAUGUAUGCCAUACGAGGUUUUGCUUAUUUUCUGGUGAAAAUUUUCAAAGCCUUAUAUAAGAGAGUGUACGUCAACGUUGAUGGAAUUCAAAAGGUUCGGGGUAUGAUCAAAGAAUACCCAGUUCUCCUGAUGCCAUCUCAUCGCAGCUACAUGGACUUCCUGUUAAUGUCAUAUGUGUUUUACCAUUACGACCUCCCUCUACCUGUGAUUGCCGCUGCCAUGGAUUUUAUGGGGAUGCAGUUUAUAGGUUGGCUGUUGCGCUCCUCUGGCGCUUUCUACAUUCGACGAAGCUUUGGUGAUGACCACUUGUACUGGGCAGUGUUCACAGAAUAUGUUCAGACUCAGAUCUGCAAUGGGGAUUCUCCAGUAGAGUUCUAUGUGGAAGGCACACGGAGCAGAACGUCCAAGUCCUACACACCUAAAUUUGGGAUGCUGUCUGCAGCGCUGGAACCUUACUUCAAGUCUCAUGUGCCAGAUAUCAUGGUGGUGCCUGUUAGUAUCAGCUACGACCGCAUUUUAGAGGAAAGCCUUUAUGCCUAUGAACUGUUGGGUGUGCCGAAACCCAGAGAGACCACUUCGGGGCUGCUCAAGGCCAGGAAGAUCCUUCAGGAGAACUUUGGCAAUGUCCACAUGCACUUUGGGGAGCCCAUUUCUAUCCGCAAAUACUCGGACGGGCUUGUGGAUCGCAGUCUCCACAACCUGGCUCCCAGGUACAUCGCCAGUUUGACCAGUCAGGAGCAAGAUCUGAUCAAACAUCUGGGCCACUACAUGGUCUUGACACAACAGAAGCACAUGGUGGUCUCCCCUUGGUCCAUGAUGGCCGCAGUGCUUAUGCAGACACAAGGAGGAGUGUCAGUUCGCCAGCUGGCCAAGGAAGUCGACUGGGUCAAAAGACAAGCCUCCAACAUGGGGGCAUACAUUGACUGGCCAGUCACAGAGUCAGCAGAGGCGGUGUUGAGAGAAAAUGUGAAGUUACACGAGAACAUUGUCCGUAUCACUGAAGAUGAUGUUGUAGAACUGGUGAGAGUUGCACCACCAGCCCACGCCAAAGCCACGGAUACACUGAUGAUCACAGCUGGACAGCAUCUGAUGUUGUCACUGUAUCGAAACCAUAUUCUUCAUGUGUUUGUGAGGCCCGCCAUCAUUGCCAUAUCUGUAAAUACAUGUAAUGAGAACAAGUUAUCAACUGAUGACCUCUACACAAAGUACUGUUUCCUGGAGCAGCUCUUGAGCAAGGACUUUGUGUUUAUUCCAGGAAAAACCAAAUCUGAUUUUGAAGUCGCCCUGCUGACGUUGACACACACCUGUGGUGUUGUCAUGGAGGACAAUCAGGUGAUCAUUGGUCAGUCCACCAACAAACACACUACCUUCUACAGCCAGAUGUUCGAACCGUUUCUCUUAGGAUACUGGAUUCUGUGUCAGUACCUGCUGUCUAACCACCCGAACGUGGCCGGCAAACCUCUGGCCAAGACUCAGAAGACACUGGUCAAGGAGGCCCAGAUGUUGACGGCCAGGCUGCUCCAGGAGGGUGUGGUCAGACACUAUGAGAUGCUGUCUCUAGACAUCAUGAACAAUGGGCUACAUUCUCUGUACCUUAUGGGAGCAGUCAGCAAGGAAAGGAGGGAUGGAGUUGUCUAUAUGUACCCCAACACCAGACAGUUGUCUACCAUCACAGACAAACUAG